AUGUAUAAACUUUCUAUAUUAAAUUCUGCAAGACUGAUUCGGGGAGGCAUCAUGUCUUCUAGAUCUGUCUCUACUUUGACUUACAUUGAAUUAGAUAGAAAUGGUCAGAUCACAUCUUCUGCCUUAAGUUCCUUAGCUGCCUCUAGAAAAUUGGGAGAUUCAAUUGAUGCAUUGAUUCUAGGUGCAAAUGCCAUGAAGGCUGCUUCUGACUUAAUCUCCUCGGGUAACACUAACAACUUAGAAAAGAUUAUAGUGGCAGAGUCUCCUAUCUACGAUCACACUCUGCCGGAAUAUAUAUCACCAUUAAUAUGUGAACUUAUGAAAGGAUCAAAGUAUUCUUCUUUCGUGAUGGCAAGCACAGAAAUUGGAAAAAAUGUCCUUCCACGAAUAGGUGCAUUAAUGAAUACACAGCCAAUAUGUGAUAUUACUAUGAUACACAAUAAGGAUACGUUUGAAAGACCUAUUUAUGCAGGUAAUGUAUUAGCCACUAUAAAGAAGGAUGGUGGCAAAAAGUUAAUCACAAUAAGGGCAUCAUCAUUUCCGCCCGUUGUGGAAGGAACUCCGGAGAGAAUUCCAAUCGAGAAAUAUUCAUAUACACCCGAGAAGGAUGUAGGCAUUAGAUGGGAUGCUGAAAAUUUGGUAACUAAUAAGAGACCUGAUCUGGCGUCGGCGAAAAUAGUUGUUUCUGGAGGUAGAGCCUUAAAAGAUAAGAAAACCUUUGAUGGUCUCCUUGGAUCACUAGCCGAUGUAUUACAUGCGGGUAUAGGUUCUACAAGGGCUGCCGUAGAUAGCGGGCUGUGUGACAAUUCUCUCCAGGUUGGACAGACAGGCAAGAUAGUAGCGCCUGAUUUAUAUUUUGCUAUUGGCCUCUCCGGAGCCAUUCAACAUCUGGCAGGUAUGAAGAAUUCGAAAGUUAUCGUAGCAAUAAAUAAUGAUGCAGAUGCCCCUAUAUUUCAAAUAGCGGACUAUUCUUUGGAAGGUGACUUGUUUGAAGUCGUACCAGAAUUAACUAAAAAGCUAAAACUAAUGGAGAAAAACUGA
Molecule: messenger RNA, 1041 nt
Organism: Kazachstania africana CBS 2517
Lineage: Eukaryota; Fungi; Ascomycota; Saccharomycetes; Saccharomycetales; Saccharomycetaceae
Gene: AIM45
Product: Aim45p
Exons: 1
Coding region: 1-1041 (346 amino acids)
Cellular component (GO): mitochondrion
Molecular function (GO): electron transfer activity; flavin adenine dinucleotide binding
Source: RefSeq, a predicted model, not a curated record